Saccharomyces kudriavzevii IFO 1802 is the source of this 741-nucleotide messenger RNA. RefSeq names its product protein AIM2 (gene AIM2). Lineage: Eukaryota; Fungi; Ascomycota; Saccharomycetes; Saccharomycetales; Saccharomycetaceae. The record is from RefSeq and is a predicted model, not a curated record. Gene Ontology annotation, molecular function: hydrolase activity. The transcript has a single exon. The coding region runs from base 1 to 741 and encodes 246 amino acids.
AUGGCAUCCCAUCAACCCGGCAAGUGUUGCUUCGAAGGUGUUUAUCAUGAGGGGUCUCCCAGGGGUUAUCAUGAAGAAAUUUUCGGUUUAGAUACGUACGUAACAGGGACUGCGUCACCGAAGGAUAAAGUUAUUGUUAUUAUGACAGAUGUGUAUGGUAACAGGUUCAAUAACGUUCUACUAACAGCCGAUCAGUUUGCAGAUGCUGGGUACAAGGUCUUUAUUCCCGAUAUCCUAUUUAGUAAUGCUAUAUCAUCAGAUAAACCAAUUGAUCGCAACGCCUGGUUUCAAAAGCACUCUCCUGAGGUCACCAAGAAAAUUGUUGAUGGAUUCAUGAAGCUGCUAAACCUUGAAUUCGAUCCGAAGUUUAUUGGUGUUGUUGGUUAUUGUUUUGGUGCCAAAUUUGCCAUUCAACACAUUAAUCCCAAGGGAGGUCUUGCCAAUGCCGCAGCUAUUGCGCAUCCCUCUUUUAUUAGCAUCGAAGAAAUUGAGGCGAUUGGUAGCGAGAAACCACUAUUGAUUUCAGCGGCUGAAGAAGACCAUAUUUUUCCAGCGGACUUGAGGCACUUGACUGAAGAAAAACUAAAGGAUAUCCAUGCUAUUUAUCAAUUGGACCUCUUCAGUGGUGUCGCCCACGGAUUUGCUGCAAGAGGUGAUAUCUCCAAUCCAGCUGUAAAAUAUGCGAAGAGGAAGGUCUUGCUUGAUCAAAUUUAUUGGUUCGACCAUUUUUCAAAGGUUUGA